This is a messenger RNA of Prionailurus viverrinus (fishing cat), 1379 nucleotides long. RefSeq names its product interferon epsilon (gene IFNE). Gene Ontology annotation, molecular function: type I interferon receptor binding; cytokine activity. Bases 405 to 1031 code for a protein of 208 amino acids. Gene Ontology annotation, biological process: adaptive immune response; response to exogenous dsRNA; humoral immune response. Gene Ontology annotation, cellular component: extracellular region. The record is from RefSeq and is a predicted model, not a curated record. Lineage: Eukaryota; Metazoa; Chordata; Mammalia; Carnivora; Felidae. The transcript has a single exon.
CUCUCAAUAAAAGAACUUUAAUAAGCUUGACUAAAUAUUUAGAAAGCAUAUUGUGUUGAGUGAAACUUUGUAUCUAAUACAUAAUAAGAGUAAUAGAAAAUCAUAUUGGGUGACUAGUCUGUAAUUAUCCAAGGAACACAUACAAUGAAACAAGUUCUUUUGGUUACUUCGUUAAACAGCCAACACAAUGGGGAAAGUGGAGGAAAUGUCCCAUAAACACUAUGAAAAGGGAACCAGAAAACCCAGUAUGUAAUCUUGGAGUAAUGACAGCAUCAGAAAACAAAACCAACAAAAGAGAACACCUUCCAGAACAAUCUGAGCUGCAUGAAAGGCAAACAUUCACUAAAGUUGGAGCUUUCCUAACUAAGUCUGCCCAGAGAUAAGUGGCAUAUUUGACCUUCACCAUGAUUAACAAGCAUUUCUUUGAAAUUGUGUCGGUGCUGUUGGCCUCUUCUACUAUCUUCUCCCUAGAGUUGAAACUGGCUCUCUUCCAACAAAGAGUAAACAGAGAGAGUUUAAAACUCUUGAGUACAUUGCAGAGCUCAUCAAUUCAGCAGUGUCUGCCACACAGGAAAAACUUCCUGCUUCCCCAGCGUUCUGUGAAUCCUCGCCAGUACCAGAAAGGACAAGCACUGGCCAUUCUUCACGAGAUGCUUCAGCAGAUCUUCAACCUCUUCAGGGCAAAUACUUCUUCAGAUGGUUGGGAGGAAAGCCACGUGGAGAAGUUCCUCACUGAGCUUCAUCAACAGCUGGAAUACCUAGAAGAACUCACAGGCCCGGAAGCAGAGCAGGACAGCUGCAUGUUGGGGAGUGAGAACGUUAGGUUACAGAUUAAAAUGUACUUCCAAAGGAUCCAUGAUUACCUGGAAAGCCAAGAGUACAGCAGCUGUGCCUGGACCAUUGUUCGAGUAGAAAUCAACCGGUGUCUCUUCUUUGCACUCCAGCUGAUAAGAAAGAUAAGCAAACGAGGAAUGCAUUCCUCAAAGAAUGUGGAGCAUGAGCCGAGGGCAGACUUUAGAAGCAUAGGGUAGGUGGAGGCCCGGGAGGACUGUUCCAGAGACUAUUAUUUCUUCUUGUCAUUAAUCGCUUUGGUUUCGUGUGUGUAGAUAUAUGUAUAUUUACCUGUCCUUUAAGGUUAUGCGUAGUGACUACAAUCGUCUUUGUUUUGUAAUGUCACUUUGUAUUUUCCAUUCAUCUUAAAUUUUCAUGAGAUAAAAUAGAUUCAUCAGUAUUUCAUACUUGGUUCUUCAAAUGGGUUUAUUUUCCUCAAAGUAAAUGAGGUAUGUCUCUACCGAACUAAUUUCUUAACUUACCACAUCCAUUCCAAUGAUUUCUUUGCCAGAAAUUGGUGGAAACAUUAAGAAGUACAAGGAGGGGCG